This is a messenger RNA of Xyrauchen texanus (razorback sucker), 2543 nucleotides long. It is a transcript of the gene stxbp1b, whose product is annotated as syntaxin binding protein 1b. Gene Ontology annotation, cellular component: secretory granule; plasma membrane. NCBI's taxonomy places the organism in Eukaryota, Metazoa, Chordata, Actinopteri, Cypriniformes, Catostomidae. Gene Ontology annotation, molecular function: syntaxin binding. The transcript has 20 exons. The record is from RefSeq and is a predicted model, not a curated record. Gene Ontology annotation, biological process: neurotransmitter secretion; intracellular protein transport; vesicle-mediated transport. The coding region runs from base 146 to 1960 and encodes 604 amino acids.
AGGCGUGUUGGAGAGGGAUUAGGCAUCGACGCAAGCUGCACCCCAUUUACACCAACUGUAGCUCUGCCCCACUGAGCGCGCGCACACUGACUGUUUGAGUGGGUCCAGCAGAGAAAGAGAAAGAGAGGAGAGAACAAGGGACAGGAUGGCAUCUCUCGGACUCAAGGCGAUUGUCGGAGAAAAGAUUAUGAAUGAUGUCAUUAAGAAGGUGAAGAAGAAGGGAGAAUGGAAGGUUUUGGUGGUGGACAAGCUCAGCAUGAGAAUGGUUUCAUCUUGUUGUAAAAUGACAGACAUUAUGUCUGAGGGAAUCACAAUUGUUGAGGACAUAACCAAGCGACGUGAGCCUCUUCCUACCAUGGAAGCCAUAUAUCUCCUCACCCCAUCUGAUGAGUCAGUUGAGGGACUCAUCAAUGACUUCAGAGAUCCCCGUAAUCCCAUAUACAGAGCGGCACACGUGUUCUUCACAGACGCAAUCCCAGACUCUUUGUUCAACCUGAUAAGCAAAUCCCGUGCCUCAAAAUCUAUGAAGACAUUGACUGAGAUCAACGUCGCCUUUCUGCCCUAUGAAUCACAGGUGUACUCAGUGGACAAAACUGAUGCCUUCCAAGAUUUCUACAGCCCGUUUAAAGCUGAUGUGAAGAACCAGGUGUUGGAGCGUUUAGCCGAGCAGAUAGCCACCCUCUGCACCACACUAAAAGAGUACCCAGCUGUUAGAUACAGAGGAGAAUACAAAGACAAUGCAGUCCUGGCCCAGAUGCUUCAGGAUAAACUGGACGGUUACAAAGCGGAUGACCCCACUUUGGGAGAGGGACCUGAUAAGGCACGUUCCCAGUUAUUAAUUCUGGAUCGAGGUUUUGACCCUGUCUCACCUCUUCUACAUGAACUCACAUUUCAGGCCAUGGCCUAUGACCUGCUGCCCAUUGAGAAUGAUGUCUACAUGUAUGAGACCAGUGGAAUGGGUGACACUCGUAUGAAAGAGGUACUGCUGGAUGAAGAUGAUGACCUUUGGAUGACUCUGAGACAUAAACACAUAGCAGAAGUGUCCACGGCUGUGACUAAAUCGCUCAAGGACUUCUCAGCAAGCAAAAAGAUGAACACAGGAGAGAAGACUACCAUGAAAGAGCUCUCCCAAAUGCUUAAAAAGAUGCCCCAGUACCAGAAGGAGUUAAGCAAGUAUUCCACUCACCUGCACUUAGCAGAAGACUGUAUGAAGCAUUACCAGGGUACAGUGGACAAACUCUGCCGUGUUGAGCAGGAUCUUGCCUUGGGCACAGAUGCAGAGGGUGAGAAGAUCAAAGACCCCAUGAGAACUAUUGUGCCCAUUCUUCUGGACACCAACAUCACCAUCAUGGACAAAAUUCGCAUCAUCUUGCUGUAUAUCUUCCUCAAAAAUGGUGUGUCAGAGGAGAACCUCUGUAAGCUCCUCCAGCAUGCACAGAUCCCUCCAGAGGACAGUGACAUCAUCUCUAAUAUGGCCCAUAUGGGGGUUCCCAUCAUCUCAGAGCAAACAACCACACGCAAAGUGAAGAAAGCUGACCGCAAGGAAAGAAUCAGUGAGCAAACGUAUCAGCUCUCCAGAUGGACUCCUCUGGUAAAAGACAUCAUGGAGGAUGCAAUAGAAGACAAACUGGACCCAAAACAAUAUCCUUUCAUCUCCACACGCACAGCUCCUUCCAAAACGACCACAGCAACCAGUGCCCGUUAUGGGAACUGGCACAAGAACAAGAGCCCAGGAGAAAUCCGAAACGGCCCACGGAUCAUCGUCUUCAUCAUUGGGGGUUUGACCUACAGCGAAAUGCGCUGCGUAUAUGAGGUCACACAGGCCAAUGGCAAAUGGGAAGCUCUUAUUGGUUCCACCCACACCAUCACUCCUGUUAGAUACCUGAAGCAUCUGCAGCACCCAGACUUCCUGGACCCCAAUGCAGCCCCUGAGGACCAACUUCCUGUUGAAGAUAAUUGAUGAAGACAAUAAAAAGAAUCUGGUGACAUCAGUUCCCGGCCUCACCAUUCUACUGUCCUCAGUGACAUCAUCAAAUCAGACAAGUGUUAAGACAAAGCAUCUUCCUUACCUCACAAGCCCAUACAAUACACUUAGAACACAGGCGCUCUGUCACCCUCCAGCACAUCUAAUGUCAGCAAUAGGCUAUAGUGAAGUAUUUAUUGCAUGCUAAAUACAGUAGCCUCUGUUAUCUUCAUGAGCCUCAGAUAAUAACCGCUUUUGCUGGGUAAGUGACAAUAAUGUGUGUGCUUUAAAAAUUAGACAGAAUUAUGGUAGUUAGUUCUGCGUAUUUGCUAAAUCUUAGGAAUUAUUCAGGUGUCAUUCUGCAUUGUUGGUCAUUUGGAACUGUUUGACUUUUAUGUGUAGCUUAUGGGUAGAUAAAACAAAAACAAAAGAUUAUUUGAAUCAUUUCAAUAUUGUUGUGACACAGCGACUGUCCUAAACGACAGAUCAUAUGGACAAUGAAUGGACAAAUUAAUGUCCUAAAUCAGAGCAUGCAUUUGAGAGUUCGGUCUGCUCUCUUUUUUUCUUUUUCUUUUUACAU